CCGCCAUUUUCGCAGCAUGCGCAAACAUCGAGAACGAUACGCAGCAGCAAAUACACAUACUCCGAAGUAUCGUCGAGAUGUCGAGAUGUGCGCGACGUUGAUGAAGACAUUGGGGAGCGUCAACAAGGACGGUUCGUUUAACGAUGCAGCGACGAUCAGGACGGUAGUAGAACUCUGGGAUCACCGUAUCGAUUCGGCCGGAAUAUAAUGCGACAGGAAGAUGGAAUUUGGUAUUUGACAAUCCGUAAGAAUGCCGUAAAAUCUUACAACGCGAUCUCUCGCCAUUUAACGAUAAUAAAGCCGAUAUAUACGAAGUUAUCUGUCUGCAAUCGCAGUGCGAACAAUUAUUGAUAAGUCCAUCGGUUAUGAUUGGAGCGGAUUGACGUCGGCGACCACUUCCUCGACACGUGCGUAAAUUGCUACAUACAUAUAUAUAUAUAUAUAUUCAAGAAAGAAUGACAAGAGCAUCUACGACAAGCAUAUGAUACGUGCAGCUGUCGCAGGUGACAGUGGCGGGGGAUUACAUUGAGAGCACACGUGUCUAUUGACAGAGCUCUUACUAAAAAGAUAGUCGACUUUGUGAUACCCACGUCUUGCACAAAAUCUAAAUUACGUACGUAGACCUAUCUCGAUAGUCCAAUAAUAUAUAACACCAAUUUCGCGAAAUAACGAAAGGAGCAAACAGCCUCAUUUUAUGCAUGAUCAUUAAGCUAACAAGAACUUUUGCCAAUCUUAAUUAACACUUGUGUCUUAAUGCAGGUGUAAACUCUGUAAAUAUGUGCCACAUCUGUAAAGAGUUUUUCUAAGAUUAUUCGGUGCCACUAAUUCUAACAGUUAAACAGCUUACACAAUUAACAACAAAGCUUUCUAUAAUAAGAUGCAUGAAAAUAAUGGUACAAAUGAUAUGCGAGAGCUCAAUGCGACAGACGUUACCGAUUCUAUUUUGUACACUAUACUGAUGAACGACCUCGGGACAGUCUCGACGAGCAUGGCGAGUACGAACUACAACGAGAGCACGUCCACGACGACGUAUGUAGAAUUGUCGCAGGAGAACGAAAGUAACCAACGAUUAUGGAAUCUGUCUAAAACAGCCGUAACUUCACUGUCUGCACCCACAGCGAUACCAUUUAAUACUUCGAAAACUACUGCAAUAUAUACAUCAACAACUGAAUCCUACGACGAAUUUGGUCCACCGGAAGGAGUAGAAUAUAUUUUCGUACCACUCGGUGUGGUCGUCUCUGUUAUUAUACUCUCAGCUGUGGUAUGGGUGCUAAUUAUAUCGAGGAAGCGCAAGUUGGAGCGUUUGAGACAUAGACUAAUGCCUAUGUACAACUUUGACCCUGGAGAAGAGGAGGAGGACGACUGGGAGACUGAACUGUUGGACGAAUGCUACAGUACACAUCAGAGACGACAAGGAUACCAAUCCAUGGAUACCGAAGAGAAUGCAGAACUGUUCAGUGGUCAUUAAUAGCACAUUUUUUGCAUGACAUUUAAAUCAUUUUUAUGCUCUGUGACUAUCAUAAGCUAAAUAUCUAUUAUUUAUUACAAUUCUAUAUAUGAACCACACACAAAGUUCUUAAGCGUUAAUGAAAUUAAUAACUUCAAAUUAAGAGCAAUAUUUUUUCUUAUACAAAAAGUUCUUCAAAAGAAUUGAAGUUUAUUAAAAAAAAAUAGUAUAUUAGAAA
Messenger RNA from Nylanderia fulva, 1685 nucleotides. RefSeq lists its product as uncharacterized. The record is from RefSeq and is a predicted model, not a curated record. NCBI's taxonomy places the organism in Eukaryota, Metazoa, Arthropoda, Insecta, Hymenoptera, Formicidae.